This is a messenger RNA of Rotaria socialis, 327 nucleotides long. NCBI's taxonomy places the organism in Eukaryota, Metazoa, Rotifera, Eurotatoria, Philodinida, Philodinidae. The record is from the annotation of a GenBank genome assembly.
AUGAUGGAUCAAGAAAAUUCGGACAAUUUUUUUCAGUCGGUAUACGCCAAUGUUGCUAGUAAUUUAGAACCAGCAUCUCGUACACUGAGACAACGACGGUGGCGUGAUAAUCGAAAAAGUAGACCUAAUCCAACUCAAUUAUCUUCGCUGAUUCCACCUGUUGAACCUAUUAAUGAACCACUAUUGAAACAUCAUCCAUUUUGCAUGACGACGAUGAUGAUGACAACGACGACGACGACGACGACGACGACGACACAUUUUAAUAAACAUUUUUUAAAUCGAAAAAAUUGUUUUCACUUUUUGUUCCUCGUCUUUAUUUCUUGUUAA